This is a messenger RNA of Aspergillus puulaauensis, 1215 nucleotides long. RefSeq lists its product as uncharacterized. The transcript has 2 exons. NCBI's taxonomy places the organism in Eukaryota, Fungi, Ascomycota, Eurotiomycetes, Eurotiales, Aspergillaceae. The record is from RefSeq and is a predicted model, not a curated record. Bases 1 to 1215 code for a protein of 404 amino acids.
AUGCCCCGCAAACGCGCUGCCGAGGACUCGAACACGUCCAGCUCGAAGAGCCAGAAAUCAACCGCGACUCAGUCUCCAAAUCGGUCUACUAAGCCUCGAAGCAAGCGCUGGUCUGCAGUAUCGGUGUCCGCUAACCUCGAGAAAUCGUAUGAGGAACAUCGCGACUACAAUGCUUAUCGUUGUCUCUGUCAGGGGCGGGUCGACGGAAAAUUCGAUAACGACGACGACGAGGAUGACGAUGACGAUGACGAUGAGGAUGGGGAUGAUGAAGACGAGGAUGAGAGCGAAGGCGAAGAAAACGACGUAGCUCGCUCAAGCAAAGCCAAGUGCGAUGGCGGCAAAACGUGUAUCUGCCAAAAACCUGCUGCAGAACAUCCGGAUCACCCCUUGACUAUCACCGUCGCCGGCUGGGAAAAGUUCGUUCACCAGAUGAUACAUACCAAUCUGCGCAUCCCAGACAACUUUGGCAUGUACAUUUUCAACGACUUUGCGGGUUACGGCGUCCUUGAAAUUCUCCAAAAUCUUGUUCUUGACUUCGUCGAAGCCAAGGACAACUGGAAGGAGCAGUGGGCAGUAUGCGAGGCAAUUCCGUUCUAUUGGAUGUCCGAAGCACCCAUGCCUUUCUCGAUGCUAGAUAGAGAUACAGUUCAGGGCACCUACAGUCUUCUCGGGCGCAUGUUCGUGACUAUGCUCGCCACUCUUGAGUCCAAGGACCUCCUCAAACCAGACUCAGAGAUCAAGAAUCUGGGCGUCAUAAUGGGUCUCUGGAUCGAACUUACCGACGAACUGCGACAGUACAAUUGUCUCGAGCCUGAGAUUGACGACACGUUUGACGGCGCAAAAUUGGAUUCUUACGUCUUGGAGUACUCCAAGAAAUACCAAAUCGAGUUGCAGGGUCCAUCCAAGCUCAGCAAACUUGUUAGGGCGAUCGAAGCAGACUAUGCCGAUGCGGCGGAAGAUGGUGUAGAAACUCCCAUCCCUGUCCUACCAGCCCGCUCUGCUGACCCGUGGGGGUGGUCGGCUGAAUACAAGGCGUAUGCAAAAGAUCUUGGUACAAUUACCUUCGUGAAGAAGAAGGGCAUGGGAGGCGACAGCUUCGACAUCACCUCCUGGAGCAGUGCCGAGCGAAAGAAGCAGGCAUUUGACAAGAAAGACCCCUUUGGCAAGAAGGAGAUCGAGGACAUCAAAGCCGGCAUGAUUCUGCAGCUGGGAUAG